CUUUUGAGGGAGUCAAUGACCCUUAAUUGUCGAGUCAAGGACGAACGUCGUAAAUAAAAUUCACAAAUAGGGAAUCGGAAGAGCGGGCGGUAAGAACCAUCGAUCAAAAUGUUGGCGGCGUGAAUGUCGACGUUAUUGCCCGAAUAUUAAUUGCUAAUGAGCGGCGUUAAAACUAAUCGUUUGAAAUUCGAAAAGCGGCGCGUUUGCGCGGGCGAAUGGUGAGGAAGAACGCUCGCGGGGGGAGUCGAACCGGCGCGAGGGAAACCGAGCUACGGCAGCGCCGCCAGUCGGCAGCACUCGGCGACCCAUCGGAAAUAUGGCUGUAAAAUAACCAAAAUCUCUUUGUUAUAGUUAAAAUGUUUUUGUGUUAAAGUUGAACGGGACGAGGGAAAGCGGGCGCCUGGACGGGUAGCGAAGCAUGUGCAUGAGGGUCCCGCGCGGGUUCUGAGGGUGCGAUCGCAGUGGCGCGUGAAGUGUUAGCAACUCGCUCUAAUGGUUGGCCAUCAACCUCUGGGCUGUCGGAAAUGCGCUAGAGAUGUCUAGCGCCGCAGUGGCCAACUCCGUGAAGAUGCCGAUGUCCCGCACGCAGCUGUUCUCCGUGUCGUCGCACUCGUACCUGGCCGAGGGCGGCGCGCUGCCGCCGCUCAAGCCGGCCAAGGAGCAGAGCCCGCCCGCCGCCGCCGCCGGGGGGCUGCCCGAGCUGCAGGUGGUCGGCUCGUGCGCGCUGCAGUGCAUGCAGCCCGCGUUGCGCCCCGCCAAGGGCUCGCCCGGCCCGCCCGAGAAGCACAAGACGAUGGUGGCCACCCCCGACCAGGUGAUGAAGCUCUACAUGAACAAGCUCACGCCGUACGAGCACCACGAGAUAUUCAACUUCUCGCAGAUUUACUUCAUCGGGGCCAACGCGAAGAAGCGCCCCGGCAUCAUCGGCAACCCCAACAACUGCGAGUACGACAACGACCAGGGCUCCUACCUGCACAUUCCCCACGACCACGUCGCCUACCGGUACGAGGUGCUCAAGGUCAUCGGCAAGGGCUCGUUCGGCCAGGUGGUGAAGGCCUACGACCACAAGAACCACAUGCACGUGGCGCUGAAGAUGGUGCGCAACGAGAAACGCUUCCACAGACAGGCCCAGGAGGAGGUGCGCAUCCUGGAGCACCUGCGGAAGCAGGACAAGGACAACACAAUGAACAUCAUCCACAUGCUCGAUUCGUUCACGUUUCGGAACCACAUGUGCAUCACAUUCGAACUCUUGUCCAUCAAUCUUUACGAACUUAUCAAGAAAAACAAAUUUCAGGGCUUUAGUCUACAGUUAGUACGCAAAUUUAGUCACUCGCUACUACAAUGCCUCGAUGCUCUUAAUCGGAACAAAAUUAUUCACUGCGAUAUGAAGCCUGAAAACGUGCUCCUGAAGCAGCAGGGACGGAGCGGACUCAAGGUAAUAGAUUUUGGUUCCUCAUGCUACGAACAAAACCGCGUCUACACCUACAUCCAGUCUCGUUUCUACCGCGCCCCCGAAGUGAUCCUCGGCGCGAAGUACGGGAUGCCGAUCGACAUGUGGUCGCUCGGCUGCAUCCUCGCCGAGCUGCUAACGGGCUUCCCCCUCCUGCCCGGCGAGGACGAGGCCGACCAACUGGCGUGCAUAAUGGAGCUGCUAGGUAUGCCCCCCCAGAAACUCUUGGACCAAUCGAAGCGCGCGAAAAACUUCAUCAGCUCGAAGGGCAUCCCGCGGUACUGCACGUGCUCGACGAUGCCCGACGGCAAGGUGAUCCUGAGCGCGGGCAUCAGCCGGCGCGGCAAGCCGCGUGGCCCCCCGGGCUCGAAGGACCUGAAGCGGGCACUGAAGGGGUGCGACGACCCCCUCUUCCUGGACUUCAUCCAGAGGUGCCUGCAGUGGGACCCCGAGGUGCGGAUGACGCCGAGCGCGGCGCUGCGGCACGCGUGGCUGCGGCGACGGCUGCCCCGCCCUCCCAACGAGAAGGCGGAGCAGCCGUCGGGCGCGCGGUCCACGCCCACCGGCGUGCGCACGCCGAAGAGCAACACGCUCACGAGCAGCAACAAGGUCCGCGUGCAGCUCAGCGAGGAGCGCUCGGCAACGCUGCAUUCGGGCAAGCUACCGCCAGUCACGUAGCCAAGCCCACUAGAUUAGUUAGAAUCAUAUCGCGUUACGCGUUAUUGUGAUUGCAUAUGUCAGCGACGCUGCCAAUUCGGACUGUGAGACUGUGGAAUGUGUACAUUCCGCUGUGUCAAUUCCUCCAUCUCAUAAUCGUUACGUUCGUGUCAUGUUAUUUAUUUAUUGUCAACUACAUCAGUGCUCAUGCUCCAGUUAGACUUUCACGUGCAAUAUAUAUGAAAUGGUCGAACCUCUGAUACGACUUUCGAAGGGGCGGGGCUUCCUCGUCGCGGAUUUGCGGGAGGCGGGGCUUCGGUGAAAGGAAGCUCGUCAAGUACGAACAUCACUCAUAUUUAUUCGCCUUUUUAUUUAUUUAUUUUUUAUUUUAUUUCGACGUGUGAUUUUUUUUUUACUUAUUUAAUAGUCCUUAUUGACGAUUCAACUAUCUGACUGUUUUUGCUUUUUACACCGAAAAGUACAUAAACAAUAUCAAAGCUUCUUUAUUAUUUUUUUUUUUUUAUUAUUAUUAUUUUCUUUUGGUAAAUAACAAAAAGGUGUACAUAUUGAGAAUUAAAUUCUUCAACGUGUUUGUAAAUUUACGAUAGAAUCUGGUGUUGAGUAGAUUCACUUAUUUCUUAUUUCCGUAAGUGGGACGAGCAUUUGUAGAACAUAGAUGUGACGACUUUACAUUUGACUGCUUAAUUCUCGACUUUUUCCUCGUUGUUUAAUAGAUUAAUGUACUAGGCAAUAUUACUUGUACAGAUUGCAACCAUGAUCAAGACUGCGAAGAAAAAGUAACUGACGCCAACGUAGAGGAAAAUUUUGAAAAUUAACGUGGAUUUUUUGCGGGAUAACGAUAAAAAUUUGAAUUCCUUAUCUUUUCGGCUUUGUGCAAGAUAUGUAGUUUUCAAUUUUGACGUUUCGAUAAAUAUUGAAUAAAACGUGAGAUGGCGAUAGGGAAAUAAGUAAAUUGACUUUCGAAUUGUCGAUUAUAUUUCGAAUAUUUUCGUUGCAAUUUUGUACCUACUACAUUAUUUUACGUUAUGAUUUGCUCAAUAUUGUUUGCAUUUACCUAUAAGUCUAAUUUGGAAGUUAUAGACCAACACAAUGAAGACAUAUGUAUUAACAUCAUAACUUGAGCAUAUGAGAUGACUAUUUCAGGGUAUAACUAGGUAGUGUGUUUUGUUUUGAGCACAACGAUGUUAAUGAUCUGUCAAAUGGCCUUUAGUUUCUUUAUAUUAAUUAUAAACUGAAUCAAGACUAAGAGCUUAAUUAUUUUUGUUCGAUUUAAAAAACUGCUUGUUGUCUGUACAAUGUUGGGUACAUUUAAACCGUCAAGUGAUACGUAGUUUGUAUGAAUUUAGACAUUUUUGUACCAAAAUGUUGUAAAACGCUUGCCUGAUUGUUAUUUAAAUUAUGUAAAAGUCCUUAAAUUGUUGUGAUUGAAUUUAAGGAUCAUAGAUUAAUUGAUAUAAGCUCGAUACUGUAGUAUAAAAGAAAAUAUGAAAAAAGAAAAUUUCGUCGGUGUAUGAUGUGGCAGGUAUUUCAUUUCUCAGUCUUUCUAUUGAUUUGAAGAACUUGUCCCAUUGUUAACUGAUUGUGUACAGAUAGUGCCUAUAGCAAUGAAAGUAGAAUGUCUUAAGUUGCACAUGUAAGUAGACUUUACUGUAAAUAUUAAUUUUUAAGGAUUGACUUAUUCUUGACUGUCAGUAAGCUCUGAAAGCAUGCCACAAAGUCCUACAAUAAGUUACAAAAAAAAUUGCAAUCAUUCAUCUAUCGAAUGGCAAAUGGUAGCUCUCAUCUCUUAUUAUAAUUAGUUAAUUCGUUUCGGUUUUUUUUUUUUAUUAUUAUAAGUUAUCGUACUUUAAAUUGUUUAUAUGCAAGACAACAAUAGAACCGGUACUGAAGUAUACUUGGUGUCGUCAGUAUUUUAAUACAUUAACAUCGUUUUUGUUGUUCUCUUGCAUACUUUAGUAUUUUCACGCGUUUUCCGAUUUUGCAGACGCACACUUCUGUUCCUUCCCUUCAUUAUGCUAAUUUUUUAUGUAAUUUAUUGCCACAAUCAUUAUCGCACCAUACUUGGGGUAAUCUUCAUUAAUAUAAAUAGACAAAGUUAUCAUCAUAUUCAGCAACCGUUUUAAUUACCAAACAAAAACUACUAACACUAGAAACGUUAUUGUACGAUAAUUGUAUAAAUAAGAAGUAAUUAAGUUCUUUGUUACAAAAGAAGCUUCAUAUUUUUCCAUAUUUUUAUAUCAAAGCGAGAAUCUUAAACGCACAUUUGUAUUAUACCUAAAAAUGUGAUUUAUUGUUAUAUUAAAUUAAAAUAGUUUAUCGUUGUGUGAUAUAAAUUUUAACAAUGCUUGACUGACACACCUCACGCUGAAACAAAUUACACCAACUAGGCAAGUGCGAGGUGUUUGUUGAUGCUUAAUAGUCACGAUGUACCAAAAAUGUGAUGUCAAAGAAAGAGCAAUAAGUUUCCCGUGAAUUCUGAAUAUGGUGGGUCUUACCCAGAAGUCUUUGGUGCGGUAAUUCACAGUUAAUAUAGUUUUUUUUUACUUAAUGACUUUAGUUAAAAUAAAUUCCUGAGUAAAUAGAAUGUAGUUAGUGUAAGUUGUUGUAGGGGCCCGUUGUGCUCACUUGUACAUACAGACAUGGCCCCUGACUGCUGCAAAGGGCUUGAUCUCUUUAAUGUUACUUAUUUUAUGUAGAAGCUCGGCGAUAGUUCGUGCUCAGGCCUUAUUGAACUGUAACUUGUUCCAGUGUAAUUAAUUGUUCAUGUUCUGGUGCAAAUACGAGCACCCAAUUGUGUUCUUUUAUUUUAACUACACAAGUCUUGCAUUUUAUUUUACUUCUCAAGUACACAUAACUAUAACUUGCUAACUAACCAUUCAAUUUAGCAAAGAUGUGAUUGUAUGUAAUUUAAGUCAUGUUUAUAUAUCAUUAACUAAUAGGAUUUAAAUAAAUCUUUCUUUAUUA
Messenger RNA from Zophobas morio, 5092 nucleotides. It is a transcript of the gene Dyrk3, whose product is annotated as dual specificity tyrosine-phosphorylation-regulated kinase 2. Gene Ontology annotation, molecular function: protein serine/threonine kinase activity; ATP binding; protein serine/threonine/tyrosine kinase activity. The record is from RefSeq and is a predicted model, not a curated record. Lineage: Eukaryota; Metazoa; Arthropoda; Insecta; Coleoptera; Tenebrionidae. Gene Ontology annotation, biological process: peptidyl-serine phosphorylation; peptidyl-threonine phosphorylation. The transcript is spliced from 2 exons. Bases 536 to 2128 code for a protein of 530 amino acids. Gene Ontology annotation, cellular component: cytoplasm; cytoskeleton; nucleus.